CCUCCCUUGCUCAACAAAAGCAGCUCACACUUUACUUCCUAAACACAUUACAAGACGGGACAAGAUGAAGGGGCCAAGUUUUUCACAGAUUCUCUUUGGACCAGGGCUCCUCCUUUACCUGAUGACUGUAGUUUUAAAGCUAUCCGGAGUUGACUCUGUUCCUACAGAACCAUACGAUAAGGUGGUUGGUGAAAACUUCAGCUUUCACUGCCCUGUUGAUGAAAAGAGGGAAUUAGAAUUUUUGUACUUUCAAAAAAUUGUGGACAAGCAAGAUCCAAUUUUCUAUAAUGGAUAUCACUCUUCAAAACCUUUGGAACCAAUGCCAAACACAAAAAUGGACCCCAAAAACACAAUAAUGCACAUGUUUGGACUAAAGCUGUCUGACAGUGGUAUUUAUGAAUGUUACUAUAAGUAUAAAGAUGAUCAAAAGCAGGUCAAUGAGAAAAGGAUGCGCCUUAAUGUCACAGCCUUCUUCACUAAGCCUGUUAUCACACACAGAUGUGGCAACGAAAAUGGCAUACCAUUGGAAUGUGAUGUGCAGUGUGAUUCAUAUAAUGGGCUAAAAGGAAAAGAGAUAGGCUGGGAAUUUAAAGGAAAUAUCACCAAAGACAGGUGGAAGGUUUCAAAUCGAGUUAGAGACCCAUCCAGUACAGAGUUGGUUAAUAUCUCCAGCACUGCAACUAUCAACUGCUCCGGUGGUGAAGUGUCUGCGUUCUGCUUUAUCGACGGCUCCAUGUCAAAUGUCUCAGUGUGUUCUCCCAAGGCCCCACCUGAGGCCCCACCUACCAUGACUAUUGCUGUGAUAGCUGCAACAGUUGUCUGUGGUGUUGUCGGGGUGUUGCUGCUAAUGAUUUGUUUAAUAUUAAGGAGAAGAAAUACAUGUACAGAAACAGGUACUUCUACUGAGAGUUUAACAAAUUUGCAUUUCAGCUCUUGUGAUUCACUAUGAAAAAAGAUGCAAAAAUACUUAUCAUGUUUCUCUUUUUUUUUUUCUUUCUAGAAGCUGCAAGGAAUGUAAUAGAGGAGUCCAUACAUUUAAAUUGUGUUUGAUGAGAAAAACUGGAUUCUUGAGAAUCUAAAAGAACAUUCGGACUGAAGCUCACCUGUCUUCCAGCAUGGGUUCUAAGCUAUCUGUCACUGAACUGAACAUGUGACCUAAAGCUUGCCCAGGAACGCUCAACAAGUCUGUGACUCACGAGGGAAUGACUGCCAAUGCGUGGGCUCUCAAAGCACAGGGAAGUAUUUAGGUUUACCCAGGGAAGGUGUGCGUCAUUGAACAACCAUGGUUAACUUUCUAAGGAAAUGACAUUUGUGGGGGAGCAGAGUGAUGUCUCAACCCACAAUAUAAAAAAACAUCUAAUGGGAACAUCUCAUGGGAAUAACAAGACGAGAAGCAAAACUAGACACACAAGCACUUCUAUGUUACACUGACUACCGCUGGAGUAAUUGCUCUAGGUUUAUUUCAAAACUGUUUUGAAUGUUUCUAUAUCCCAGCAAUACUAAGCAUUUUUAUUUUGGUCAUAAUACAACAAUAACAUAUUUUUCUAAAAAUAACAAAGUUGUGUUAAAUGGAAAUAACAUUGUAGCAGGCUGUUUAAGGAACUGUAAAUAUUUGUAUUGCAGUAUUUUUUUAUAUA
Cyprinodon tularosa is the source of this 1637-nucleotide messenger RNA. RefSeq names its product butyrophilin subfamily 1 member A1. Bases 65 to 949 code for a protein of 294 amino acids. NCBI's taxonomy places the organism in Eukaryota, Metazoa, Chordata, Actinopteri, Cyprinodontiformes, Cyprinodontidae. Gene Ontology annotation, cellular component: external side of plasma membrane. The record is from RefSeq and is a predicted model, not a curated record. The transcript is spliced from 7 exons. Gene Ontology annotation, biological process: immune response; cellular response to lipopolysaccharide; negative regulation of T cell proliferation.